Messenger RNA from Zymoseptoria tritici IPO323, 840 nucleotides. RefSeq lists its product as uncharacterized. The coding region runs from base 1 to 840 and encodes 279 amino acids. The record is from RefSeq and is a predicted model, not a curated record. Lineage: Eukaryota; Fungi; Ascomycota; Dothideomycetes; Mycosphaerellales; Mycosphaerellaceae. The transcript is spliced from 4 exons.
AUGUCGUGGAUGGACAGCUGGUCACGACCAAACGCAAACAGCAAAGUACCUGCGCCGCUUUACCUUUCUGGAGAUGAUGUGCCAUACUGCCAUACGUGUGGGAGGGUGAUGAUCAACAGCAAAAAGCAAACUGCCAACCCAAUCAAGUAUUGUAGUGAUAGGUGCCGUAACCGCAAACCUGGAGCUCUAGACCGCAAGAUUGAGAGGACCAUUGCUUCCCUUCUCAACGGCGAGGAAGAUUGCGGCCUCGAAAAGACAGCCGCUCGGGACAGAGUUGUCAAAGGAGACCCUCGACUAAUCGUGACGUGUGGCGAAAUCGAAGAAAUUAUCUUUGGCACACGCUUCGAUCCUGAGAAAACUCACGGUAGAAGGAAGAAUCGCAAAAGUCGAGCCAUUGGAGCAUCAAAAGAAGAAUGGAAGAGCGUCGAUAUGGUCGACUCGGAAACCUCAGAUUCCCAGGAUGAUGAGGAAGACGAGUACCAUGACGAUCACUCCGACUUUGGAUUCUCCGAUGAUGGCGCCGCAUCGGGAGGCGGCGUCAGGGUCAGGCCUCCUCAAACGGAGUCAGAUGUCAACUUCAGCGUGGGAGGUGAACGGAGUCGUAACGAGAAGAUCGAAGAGACGCCACUAGAUCUUGAGAAGCGAAGAGAGGGGGCAAAAAGGGCAGAAGAGAGGGAGAUGGUCAAAAGAGCUGCGAGGAGGGCUAUCGUGUUUGGUCUAGAAGUGCCCCGAAUGGAUCCUAUCAGGAAGGCUGAGGGGUUGAUGAAUGGGAUUGUCGUGGAGCCUUCCUUCGCGAAAGGCAAUUGGAGCGUUAGGUGGAGAGACAGGACCGCACAGUGA